CGCAGAGACGUAUGACAGUGCAAGUUUGUUCAUAGCGCAGAGCAGCACCCGAGAAAAGUGUAGUAGGAGAAAAAACAGAGGGAGAAAGUGAACACAGAGCAGAGGAGUGCACAGAGAAGUGAGGGAAGGUAUUCAGAACCAAAUAAAAGAGCAAAACCAAAAUGGACCCCAGCAAGUCACCAAGUGCCCCACCGGCUGGCUGGAAUCCAGGAGAGAAGUCGGGCAUGGAUCAGCCUCCCCCAUACCAGGACUACAGUGCUGGGUACAGUCAACCUCCAGGCUACCCCAACCAGACUGGCUACCCUCAGGGCCAGCCUUAUGGAGCUCCGUAUCAGGGUCAGGGUCCGUACCCUGGUCAGCCCGCUGUGACUGUGCAGCCCACAAUCUAUGUGGCCGCCGGUCCACUGGCUCAGCCCUUGCCCGACUACCUGGGCUACUCCAUCUUCACCAUGCUGUGCUGCUGCUUGCCACUGGGCGUUGCUGCUCUGGUCUUCUCGGUGAACACUCGAGAUGCCAACAUGUCCGGCAACAGACCUCAGGCUGAGAGGAGCUCACGGAUGGCGCGCAUCUUGAACAACACAGCGCUGGGGAUUGGAAUCGUCUUCAUCGUCCUGUACUUGGUGCUUUACAUCACAGUCAUUGCGGUCUCGCACUAAACCACCAUCCAUCAUCAUCACCACGCACCUUCAUCUUGACCUUAACGAAAGCCAGUUAAAGACGAAGGGGGUUUCUGAAGACCAUACAAAUAGUUUAUUUGUUUAUUUUGAAUAUGCAUUUGUUUUUGAUAUAUCAACAUUUGUGUAUUAAUCGUUUGUUUAAAAUUACUGCACGUAAUGCAGCUCUCUUCAUAAGCUUUGUAGAUGUUUGUCGCUUAGCAAUUCAGAUAAAUUAGAUGAUUUGAAUGAAACAUAUACAAAAAGGAAUGUUUUCUGAAAUGAGUGCAUUUUGAUUAAAAUGCAUUUCCAGCAUGCAGUGAUAAAGCUAAAACAGAUGUUACGCAUGGAUAGUGAAUUAAACUUGCUUUUGAUUUCAAAAUGCAAAAUAUCUAUGUUGAAUAAAGGCUUUUUGUAAUAAGUGA
Molecule: messenger RNA, 1078 nt
Organism: Colossoma macropomum (tambaqui)
Lineage: Eukaryota; Metazoa; Chordata; Actinopteri; Characiformes; Serrasalmidae
Product: synapse differentiation-inducing gene protein 1-like
Exons: 2
Coding region: 162-656 (164 amino acids)
Cellular component (GO): membrane
Source: RefSeq, a predicted model, not a curated record